AACGGCCGCGCCAAGAUGGUCCCUUUCGCGGGCUGGUCGAUGCCCAUCCAGUACAGGGACUCCAUCAUGGACUCCGCCCUCAACUGCCGGGCCCACGCGCUCUUCGACGUCUCCCACAUGUGCGGCCUCUCCCUCAAGGGGAAGGACGCCGUCCCCUUCGAGACCCUCGUCGUCGCCGACGUGGCGGGCCUGAAGCCGGCGGGGACCCUCACGGUGUUCACCAACGAGCGGGGCGCCAUCGACGAUUCGGUGGUGACCAGGGGCGGAGACGGCCACGUUUACCUGGUGCGUGAACGCCGGGCCGGCUGCAGGGACAAGGAUCUGGAGCACAUCGGGAAGCACAUGGAGGCUUUCAAGGCGAAGGGGAAGGACGUCGGCUGGCACGUGCACGACGAGAGGUCGCUGCUCGCGCUCCAGGGUCCUCUGGCUGCACCAGUUCUUCAGUUGCUGACAAAGGAUGAUCUAAGUAAAUUAUAUUUUGGUGAGUUUCGGAUGCUAGACAUCAACGGGUCACACUGUUUCCUCACAAGAACUGGCUACACUGGUGAAGAUGGAUUCGAGAUCUCUGUCCCCUCAGAGAAUGCUUUAGACCUCACCAAAGCAAUCCUUGAAAAAUCCGAAGGUAAAGUUCGCCUAACAGGGUUAGGCGCACGCGACAGCCUCCGCCUCGAAGCUGGCCUCUGCCUCUACGGUAACGACAUGGAGCAGCACAUCACGCCAGUAGAAGCCGGUCUCAGCUGGGCGAUUGGCAAGCGACGGAGAGCUGAAGGCGGAUUCCUGGGUGCCGAAGUGAUCCUCAAGCAGCUUCAAGAGGGUCCACAAAUCAGACGUGUGGGCCUCUUCUCGUCAGGCCCACCUGCAAGGAGCCAUAGCGAGAUCUUGAGCUCAAGUGGAGAAAAGCUCGGAGAGGUGACCAGCGGCGGAUUUAGCCCGUGCUUGAAGAAGAAUAUCGCGAUGGGGUAUGUGAAGUCCGGUAACCAUAAGCCAGGGACCGAGGUUAAGGUUGUGGUUCGAGGGAAAUCGUACGAUGGGGUUGUUACGAAAAUGCCAUUUGUUCCUACAAAAUACUAUAAGCCGACUUAAGCGAAGCGAGGAAUUGUCUUUUUUACAUACAUUAGUUCUGAUGAAUGCUGUUACUUGACAUUCCUUUAUGUGAUGUUACAUCUCUUUUUCAAGAGGCUGUGCUUUUGUUUUUCUCCUUCAUUUGGACAUGAAAGUUACAUAUUGGAGAUUUUCUUGCAACAGGGAGUUCUCAUGAGAAUUGGGGGAUUUGUUA
Messenger RNA from Asparagus officinalis (garden asparagus), 1276 nucleotides. RefSeq names its product aminomethyltransferase, mitochondrial. Lineage: Eukaryota; Viridiplantae; Streptophyta; Magnoliopsida; Asparagales; Asparagaceae. Gene Ontology annotation, molecular function: protein binding; aminomethyltransferase activity. Gene Ontology annotation, cellular component: mitochondrion. Gene Ontology annotation, biological process: glycine decarboxylation via glycine cleavage system. The record is from RefSeq and is a predicted model, not a curated record.